Messenger RNA from Hevea brasiliensis (rubber tree), 1242 nucleotides. Its product is annotated as UPF0481 protein At3g47200-like. The transcript has a single exon. The record is from RefSeq and is a predicted model, not a curated record. Bases 1 to 1242 code for a protein of 413 amino acids. NCBI's taxonomy places the organism in Eukaryota, Viridiplantae, Streptophyta, Magnoliopsida, Malpighiales, Euphorbiaceae.
AUGGAGGGAAAUCAAUGUGAGACUUACAGACCUCCUAUAAGAGAAGUUCCAUUGACGUUGAAAGGUAGAAAGAACUAUGACAGGUACUUCAAGCCAAGAGCAGUCUCAAUCGGUCCUCUACACCAUGGUAAAGAUGAGCUUGCGCCUGCGGAGAAGUUCAAGGAAAGACUAGUUGCAGAAUUCAUCAAAGCUAGUGGCCGGACAAAAGACUUCCUUCACCAAAUGAUUGAGAAAGACAUUGAGCGCUUCAAGGACUGUUAUGAGAAGAAGGUGAUAAGAAAAUACAGCAAUGAGAAGCUGGCACAAAUACUCUUCGUGGAUGGUUGUGCAGUCCUGCAAUUCAUACACUACAAAAAAUUGGAGAAAUUAAAACAACACAAUAUAAAGAAUGAUCUUGCAGCUUUCGCAGCGCAAGAUUUAUUCUUGCUAGAGAAUCAGCUUCCUUUCGAAGUUCUGGACUUGCUGAUGAACCAUAGUGAACAUGGUGUCGAUUUGAGGGAAUCCAUCCAACAUUUCGUGGAUAUGAACAUGGCGGUGCAUCCAAAAGAGGGGCUGAACCUCUAUUCACAACCCACUCAUCUUCUUGACCUUUUGCGCACCAGACUCCUCCUUCCCCACGAAGGAAACCUUGACGUUGCUAUAGAUAUACCAGUAAGCAAGUGGCCUACAUUUCGUAACAUCAUGGAGCUUAAAGCUGCAGGGAUUCAUGUGAAGCGUAGUAACACGAGUUGCUUGAAAGAUACUCAUUUCAAAAGCAGAUUCUUAAAGGCAAUAUUGGAGCUGCCAUCCAUGAUAGUGGACGACUCAACCGCACCUAAAUUUUUGAAUCUUGUGGCAUAUGAAAUGUGUCCAGAAUUCCCUAAUGAAUUCGAGGUCAGCUCCUAUCUGUGCUUCAUGGAUUCUCUCAUUGAUCAUCCUGAAGACGUGAAGGAGCUCAGGAAGGCUAAUAUACUUCACAAUUUACUUGGAAGCGAUGAAGAAGUUUCUACUUUGUUCAAUGAGAUAAGCACUGACUUGGUGCCAAAUCCUAAUGCAUAUUCAUUCGUCAAACAGCAAAUCCAAUUGCACUACGACAAAACAUGGAAGACUUGGAUAGCUCAAGGGUAUCAUGAUCAUUUCAGUAGCCCCUGGACUUUCCUUGCCUUCAUGGCUGCGAUAAUAGGACUCAUUCUAAGUUUCAUUCAGGCUUUGCCUUCAUUGAAACCUGAUCAUUGCUUGAAGGUUUGCACUAAUCAUCCAUAA